AACUGAGAAAGAUUCAAAAAUAUCUGCAGUGAGAUGGUCCAGGAUCUGCAGCUUUUCAGUGCAGGAAGACAAAGGACUCCACCUUGAGUUCUCAGAUUUACAGAUGUGAGGACAAACAGCAUCAUGAGAUUCAGUAUAGCAUCCGCCAUCGGGACUUCAGAGCACGAAGGUCCAGAUCAGGAAGUGAAGGUAGCAUUAGCGUUUGGACUGGCCAUCGCUACGCUGGCUCAGAGUUUGGGCCACAUCAGCGGAGCGCAUCUGAACCCGGCCAUCACCGUGGGUCUGCUGGUCAGCUGCCAGAUCAGUGCUCUUCGUGCGGUUUUAUACAUUUUAGCCCAGAUGUUAGGCGCGGUCCUGGCCAGCGGGAUCGUUUACGGGAUUCGUCCAAAAGAUGUUAAAGCUCUGGGACUCAACGAGAUUGCUGGAAAUAUGACUCCAGGUAAAGCGUUCGGUGUGGAGUUCCUGGCCACCUUCCAGCUGGUGUUGUGUGUCUUAGCCGCGACGGACAGCCGCCGGAAUGACGUGAAGGGAUCGGCGCCGCUGGCCAUUGGACUGUCCGUGGGUUUGGGGCACCUGGUGGCGAUCAGCUACACGGGCUGCGGCAUCAAUCCUGCUCGCUCCUUCGGACCUGCUGUCAUUAUGAAGUCCUUUAAGAAACACUGGGUGUUCUGGGUGGCUCCUCUGAUGGCUGGAGUAGCAGCUGCUCUGCUGUAUGACUUUGUGCUGCAGCCCCACAGCGAGGCGUAUACUAAGCGCCUCCGUGUGGUCAGGGGAAAAUCAGACGAGGAAACAUCAGCAUUAAUCGACCCGUCCGGAGGCAGCGAGUCUCAGUGGCCUCGACGCUGACCACUCCGACUCUUACAUCACCAGAUUACAUAAACACCUCAAUGCAGAGCUUUUUGCCAAUGUGUGUGUGUGUAUGUGUGUGUGUAUGUGUGUGUGUGUGUGUGUGUGUGUGUGUGUGUAUGUGUGUGUGUAUGUGUGUGUGUGUGUGUGUGUGUGUGUAUGUGUGUGCAUGUGUGUGUGUGUGAGGCUACUGUCGGACAUUUUCAGGCCAUUCCACUGGUCAGAUGUCAUUUGUGUUGCGUUGAUUUUCAAUUCACAAGAGGUUUUAAACCCAGCUGAAGUUUCCUCGUGUCGUUGUUUCACUUCAAAUAAAAGUUGCAUCAUCUGAAUUUGUCUGGAAGAAAAAAGUUCUCCUUGAUUUUCGCUUUAUUUUUGUGACUGACGAGGUCACGGUGAAAAGACGACAUUUCUACACAAAUUAUCGACUGAAGAAAUGAUUCAUUUAAACAAAAAUGUGUUCUUAAGAAUAUUUGUAAUGUCUUCAUGCCGUUAAAAAAAACACUCAAUUAUGAGCUAAAUUAAGCAAAUAAAAACUGUGA
Molecule: messenger RNA, 1385 nt
Organism: Hemibagrus wyckioides
Lineage: Eukaryota; Metazoa; Chordata; Actinopteri; Siluriformes; Bagridae
Product: aquaporin-1-like
Exons: 5
Coding region: 124-846 (240 amino acids)
Biological process (GO): carbon dioxide transmembrane transport; hyperosmotic response; renal water transport
Cellular component (GO): membrane
Molecular function (GO): water channel activity; carbon dioxide transmembrane transporter activity; glycerol transmembrane transporter activity
Source: RefSeq, a predicted model, not a curated record